GCGCUGUGACAAAGCCUAAUCGAUCACGUAGCAACGAAACCUUUGUUGUCAGUCGUUGCUAAGGAAGUAGUCGGCCAGUGUUAAAAAAAAAGGUGCCCCGAAGCAAAGUGUUGAGCGGAGGCGCCGUUACAGCGAUGAGAAACCGCAGCUGAUGUUGGACAUGAGAAUGAGUGAGGAUGGAGAGAACGGAGCCCUCCACCUGUCCAGCCUCGCUAAAGGGAACUCCGUUUCCCAUGAGCGCCAAAGACUCCAGACCCCCUUAACAGCCAGGAGAUUGGCCAAGCAGAAUGAGGAUGUUGCAGGUCUUGCCGGGGGAGAGGUCACCACAUUUCAGCCCAGACCCCCUUCACUUCCGAAGCUGACACGGUUCGUCAAAAGCGUCUCCCUGGAGGAGACCUUGAGAACCAGGAGGAUCCACAACAGCCAGGAGAGUCUGAGUGACCGGGCGGGUACCGGCUCCUCCACCGACUCGCUUAAAGAAGACCCCCCAGCUCCGGCCGUCUUUGCCCUCAGCGGGAGGGAUGAUGACCAGGAUUCACCAGACUUCCGGGGCAGAGGGAGCAGCCUGUCCGGGAGCGACGGCAGGCCGCACAGCCAGCAGAGCAGCAGCGAGGAGAGGCCCGCCAAAGUGCGCCUGUCACCUCUGCAACCACGAGGGCCCCUGCCCGCUCUGGAGAGGAGCUUCGUGUCCGCCCCUUUAAGGACCUCUAAUAGGAUUGACAGAGAUUGUUUGGAUUAUAAAAUGCCGGGCAAACAGAAGUUAGGCGAGAGAUCUCACAGCCAGCUGGAGGACAUGGGGUCGGAUGACAUCUCUGUGAACACCCUGAAGUCCUUCUACAGCGUUCUGAGCCCCAUCAGACCCCAGGACAUGAGGAACAGGAGCUUCUUGGAGGGCAGCGUUCUGGGAAGCAGCGCCCUGCUCGGCGCCGAGGAGCUGGAACGUUACUUCCCCAACAGGACGCUGGGCAUUUACAUCGUCACAUGGAACAUGCAGGGGGAGCGGUUUCUUCCAGCCAACCUGAACGACCUCCUCCUUCCAACCGACUCAGAGUUUGCGCAGGAUUUCUACGUGGUCGGCGUUCAGGAGGGAUGCCAGGACAAGAGGGAGUGGGAGAUCUGCAUCCAGGAAACACUGGGGCCUCACUAUGUGAUGCUGUACGCAGCAUCACACGGCGUUUUAUACCUGAACGUGUUCACAAGAAGAGACCUUAUAUGGUUCUGUUCAGUGCCGGAGCACUCGACAGUCACAACCAGGAUCAUCUCUCAGAUCAAAACCAAAGGGGCUUUGGGAAUCGCUUUAACCUUCUUUGGAACGUCGUUUUUGUUCAUCACGUCUCACUUCACCUCCGGAGACGCCAAAGUUUACGAAAGAGUUCUGGAUUACAACAAGAUCAUCGAGGCGUUGACUCUUCCUAAAAGCCUUCCAGACACCAAUCCCUACCGCUCUGAACUAUCUGAUGUCACCACGCGCUUCGAUCAGGUCUUCUGGUUUGGAGACUUUAACUUUAGGCUGAAUAAAGAUCGAGCCGACGUGGAGGCCAUCAUGGCGCGGACAGUAGGGGGCGAUAUGAGCACCCUGCUGGAGCACGACCAGCUCUCCAAGGAACUGAAGGAUGGCUCCAUCUUCAAAGGCUUCAAAGAGGCUCCCAUAUGCUUUUUCCCCACCUACAAAUUUGACAUCGGCUGUGAUAAAUACGACACUACAUCCAAACAGAGGACGCCUUCGUACACGGACAGAAUUCUGUUCAAGAGCAGGAACCCCAAAGAAAUUAAGGUGGUCAAAUACAACAGCUGCUCCAGUGUCAGGACGUCCGACCACAGGCCCGUCAUCGGGGUCUUUCAGGUCAAAGUCAGGCCAGGAAGAGACAAUGUUCCCCUGUGUGCGGGGCAGUUUGACAGAGGUUUGUACCUGGAGGGCAUUAAGAGGAGGAUGGCCGCCCGAGAGCUGAGGAGAGCCAAAGAGGGGAUGACGAGCCCCAGCACCGUCUGCAGCAUCUCCUGACCCGCCGGACCGGAACCAGCCUGUGCCUCGGCUGGAAGAGGACCAAAAGGAAAACCAAAGCCGAUCGUCCACCGGGGCUCAACGUGGACUGACUGGACCUUUUUUCUGCAAACCGGAUUUCUCCCGUCAGGAGGAACCCGAAGAAUCGCCUUGUGGUUUUACACUAACCGUAUCUGAAGGGACUUGAAUCAGAGCGGCAGAAUCUGUGCGUUUACCAGCCCUGCGGGGUGACAGCUGAGAAGAAUGAGGACAGAUCAGGGAGACUCUGUUCCACCAUCAUGAGGUCAGGCGAAGCACUACAACAAGCCCAUAACUCACUGCCUUACUUCUCACCAUAUAAACCCAUAGAAGCUGUCAGUGGAUGUAGCACAACGGUUAACUUGUUUUUACCGCAUGAAAAGCAAAAAAAGAAAAAGUGCCUGUGGCUCUACAUCGUUUCCUCAUAAGCUGCUCCUUUAACGCCAUGUAACCUGCCCUCAUUUACAUUUUCCCCCACACGUUUGUCCAUAUCUUUGCCAGACACAUGCAGAGUGUCGAACACUUGACUGUAGACUGAGGGAAAAGACGCCGGUGUUUUCUGAGCAGAGGGAGGGAAACGCUUGGAAGUGGCAAAAGAAAAGCCAAUCUGUGAAAGCCUCACCUUCACCAUUUUGUAGAGAAAAAGAUCACAUGUUGUCCUGACGCUUUCAGUUUCCACAUUUACAGACUGGAGGAAAAACGUCAGAGAAACACAUUACAGCUUUUUUACUUAAAGAACAAGAAAAAAGAAUUAGGAAAGAAACGUUUCUGAAGAUUUUUUUAACGAUUAAAAAAUAUAUACCGAACUUUUCAAAUCAAAGUUUAACGUUUUAAAACAGACCCAAAACAAAGUCUUGUAUAUAUGUAGCUUCCCAGAUGCUGAGAUUUUUUUAUUUUUGUAACUUGUACUAAACCGCAUUAACAGGAUAAAGCAAAAGAUGUUUACCAAUAUUUAUUAUUCGCUGAAAUGUCUCAUGUAACUUGUAAGAACAGAAACUGACAUUAAAAAUCUGACAUCUUGA
Messenger RNA from Oryzias latipes (Japanese medaka), 3042 nucleotides. RefSeq names its product inositol polyphosphate-5-phosphatase E (gene inpp5e). Gene Ontology annotation, cellular component: axoneme; Golgi apparatus; nucleus. Gene Ontology annotation, molecular function: inositol-polyphosphate 5-phosphatase activity; phosphatidylinositol-4,5-bisphosphate 5-phosphatase activity. Gene Ontology annotation, biological process: phosphatidylinositol dephosphorylation. Lineage: Eukaryota; Metazoa; Chordata; Actinopteri; Beloniformes; Adrianichthyidae. The record is from RefSeq and is a predicted model, not a curated record.